Dinoponera quadriceps is the source of this 735-nucleotide messenger RNA. RefSeq lists its product as uncharacterized. The coding region runs from base 1 to 735 and encodes 244 amino acids. Gene Ontology annotation, cellular component: plasma membrane. Lineage: Eukaryota; Metazoa; Arthropoda; Insecta; Hymenoptera; Formicidae. Gene Ontology annotation, biological process: detection of chemical stimulus involved in sensory perception of smell; sensory perception of smell. Gene Ontology annotation, molecular function: odorant binding; olfactory receptor activity. The record is from RefSeq and is a predicted model, not a curated record. The transcript is spliced from 2 exons.
AUGUUGAAAAUUGUCGGUUUGUGGCCGCCAGACAACCGAGACUCCCGUGAGAUCGUAGGUUCGAAACUUCGACUGCUGUACACAUUUACCACAUUGCUUUGCAUAUUGACGAUACCGGUUUUAGCAUCAUUGAUAAGGGUAUGGGGCGACAUGAAAUUAAUGAUUGAUAAUUUGCAAUAUAGUCUAUCUCUGUUGAUGACAAUAUGUAAAAUCUGCAUCAUAUGGUACAAACAAGAAGCUUUAGCACCUUUAAUUGAUAUGAUUAAAAAUGAUUGGAUGAAGGCAAAAAUAAAAGAAGAGCGUGAUGUUAUGUUGAUGUACUCCACGGUCACUCGAAAUAUCGCUAUAUGCGGAAUGUUCAUGGUACUAUUGUCAAUGAUGAUUGGCGUCAUCUUUCCAUGGUUCGGACUGACUGUCAGGCAAGUGACGAACCUGACCGACCCUGGGAAACCUUUGCCGUUGCAAUCGUACUACUUGCACGAUGUUUCCAAAAGUCCGCAGUUCGAAUUAACGUUUUUGGCACAAGGAAUGGGAUUAAUUACAACGACUAUCGCUUAUUCUGCGGUCGACAACUUCCUUGGAUUAUUAGUUAUACACGUCUGCGGUCAACUAAAAAAUCUACAUUCGCGAUUGGCACAUAUGGAAAAGUAUCCGAACUUCCAUGCAGCUUUAAAAUUCAACGUUCAAGAUCACAUACGUUUGAUUAGGUACCUAGGAAUCAUUAAUUUAAAUUAA